Sphenostylis stenocarpa is the source of this 303-nucleotide messenger RNA. Lineage: Eukaryota; Viridiplantae; Streptophyta; Magnoliopsida; Fabales; Fabaceae. The record is from the annotation of a GenBank genome assembly.
AUGGUGAGUGAGACCCACAAGCAUGUGUGUGGAUACAGUGUCACAGUGGAUUCUGCUUGGGGCUUAACUGGGGCUGGUUUGGGACGUUGGCAGGAUAGUCAUUCAUGGUUGUGGUUUAUGGCUGGGUUGUUAUAUGUUUUUUGUGUGGUUGUGGCGGAGGAGUUGUGUUCAUUUUCUGGUUGUUCAAGUGAGGGGGGUCAAAAUCAGGGCAUUGGAGUGUAUGCUGGCAGAGAUCUUAUGGUAAUAAACAAGGGAAUGUUGGCAGAGAUAUUGCAAGGGAAAAGCUUAAACUCAUUUGAGUGA